UCUCUGAAUCUGCACCUAGCAAUAAUCAAAGCUUAAUUAUUGUUCUAUAAACAUAAUUGAUAUCUAUACGCCUGCAUGCAUGAGCAUCGCCCUAUAAAAACUUAGCACAGUGUUACUCCCCAACCUUCAAACCAUUUUUUAUAGUUUAUAUCGCUGGCCUCAAUAUUGAUUCCUUCUCCCUAGGUUGUUCCAUCACCAAGAAACAAAGCCUCUUUAACAUGGAGGCCAAAGCCAGCUCAGGCAUUCAACUUCCUCCAGGAUUUAGAUUCCAUCCAUCUGAUGAGGAGCUCAUAGUGCACUAUUUGAAGAACAGAGUCACUUCAAGUCCACUUCCUGCAUCUAUUAUUGCUGAGAUAGAUCUCUAUAAGUAUAACCCAUGGGAGCUACCAAGUCUGGAUAGGAAGUACCCCAAUGGAGCCCGGCCUCACAGGGCAGCAGCUUCAGGUUAUUGGAAGGCAACAGGGACAGAUAAAUCGAUUUUUAAUUCCUUCGGAACAGCCAAAAUAGGCGUCAAGAAGACUCUCGUGUUCUACGAAGGACGCCCUCCCAAAGGACUAAAGACAGACUGGAACAUGCAUGAAUACAGAUUGCUAGAUGCCAUGAUUUGGAACAAUCCCAAGGGAAAAGGAUCUAUGAGGUUGGAUGAUUGGGUGCUGUGUCGUGUUAGGCAGAAGAACAGCAUCCUCAGAAACACAUGGCAAGAUCAAAAUAUUCCAAGUUGUGCAUCUGCACCCACCGGCUUGUUCCCAAAAGUGAAUGAGCUACGGCAAAUGAACAUCAACCCCAACACUGAGAUGGUCACGAAUUAUUUUUACGAUGAUUGCCCAAUGUUACCUUGUAUCUUUUCUCCCCAGAAUUUUCCAACAACUUAAAGAGCCUCAAG
Messenger RNA from Populus euphratica (Euphrates poplar), 883 nucleotides. RefSeq names its product NAC transcription factor 25-like. The coding region runs from base 219 to 872 and encodes 217 amino acids. Lineage: Eukaryota; Viridiplantae; Streptophyta; Magnoliopsida; Malpighiales; Salicaceae. Gene Ontology annotation, biological process: regulation of DNA-templated transcription. The transcript is spliced from 3 exons. The record is from RefSeq and is a predicted model, not a curated record. Gene Ontology annotation, molecular function: DNA binding.